Molecule: messenger RNA, 1074 nt
Organism: Serendipita indica DSM 11827
Lineage: Eukaryota; Fungi; Basidiomycota; Agaricomycetes; Sebacinales; Serendipitaceae
Source: the annotation of a GenBank genome assembly
AUGCUCCUCUCGGGUAUACGUCUGGGCAACGCUCAGAACGAUGCUUCGAUGAGCAUGUCGGAGCAAAGCGAGUCGUCGACGACCGCUCUAACACCUGAGUGUCCAUUCCUUACCCUCAGCUCGCAGUUGGACGACAGUUCGAGCAUGGAAUCGCAACCGACGGAAACCACCACAACACCACUCGGGCCAUUCUCGACUUGCACUCUUCCCAACACCAUACCCGAGCAGUCCUUAACAAAGGAAUUGUCGUCGGCUAAUGACAUUCCAACUUUGACUGAAGCUCCAACCUCGACCAUUUCAGGUGGUCCUGUGGAUGGAUGGGGGACUCCAGAUCCUACACUCUCUCCCGUAGAUGGCAGCAAUUAUACUUGGACCUAUCCUCCUCCUCCCUCUGCCAAUUUACCAUCGCCACCGAAUUCUACAUCAACCCUUUCUCUCUAUGCGGAUGGUCCAGUGUCAUUCUGCAGUCCUAUCAACGUAUGGUGGGCAGGUGGCGUGUCACCGUAUACCCUUUAUUAUAUGCUCCUGGAUCCAGGCCAAACAUUCAGUGACUAUACAUAUGAGCAUAUAGUUUCAACGCAGAAUUCAUACGGUCCCAUAUCUAUAGUGCAGUUGGGCGACAAAGAAAUGCGAGAUGGCAAACGACCGCGUGGGUUAACAAGAAUUAGAAUUGAAGACGCCACUGGAACUAGCGCAAUGGCCUGGGUUCAAAAUCGUGAACUAGUGCCAGGAACGCGUUGCCCAUUCGAAAUUGGAGGUUACACGCCAAAGCCACCGACCAUUCCAACAACAGUUAAGUUUGAUGAUUAUACUACUGUAGGAAGUGGAGUUCAGAUUACGACGGUAAUGGUGGCCACGAUUGAUGGUCAGCCAACGACAAUUUUCCCAACCGUCAUCCAAGGAUUGAGCGCUCAGCCCGGUCCGAAUCCUUCUCUUGCAGCGCCGCCGCGUCCAACUGGUGGCAUGCAGAGUGGGUCCAUCGUGCACGGUUCAAACGGGGAAGUGAAUGUCAACAACAACCCUGCAUCAAAUGGCAACUCUCAAUCAGGCGGACAAGGCACGCCGGGACCAUAG